UUGCAGCGUCAGGCAAGUGGCUGGAUGGCUUUCGAAAGUGGUAUUACAACGCUGCAGGAUUCAACAAGCUGGGUCUUAUGAGAGAUGAUGUAAUGCAUGAGACUGAAGAUGUGAAAGAAGCCAUAAGAAGGCUUCCUGAGAAUCUUUAUAACGACAGAAUGUUUCGAAUCAAGAGAGCCCUGGACCUGUCCAUGAGGCAUCAGAUCUUGCCUAAGGAGCAGUGGACAAAAUAUGAGGAGGACAAAUUCUACCUUGAACCCUAUCUCAAAGAGGUUAUCCGGGAAAGGAAAGAGAAAGAGGAAUGGGCAAAGAAGUGACCUUGUUGUUGAGAUCUGUGGAUGUGCCUGGUCUCAGCAUAUUUUAAGAAGUUGUUUCAACCCGAAUCACAAUCUAAGAGUUAUUUGCUUUGCAGAUGCCUCACUUUAAAUAAAUGUCUAUUGUAACCAUU
Messenger RNA from Cricetulus griseus (Chinese hamster), 448 nucleotides. Lineage: Eukaryota; Metazoa; Chordata; Mammalia; Rodentia; Cricetidae. The record is from RefSeq and is a predicted model, not a curated record.